AUGCAAACAGUAAGUGACAUAAUAGAAGAAUUUGGUUUAUCAUUCUGUCCAUUGCUGGAUGAUGGACAUUACCUACUUAGUGAUGCCGUUGAAAAAAGUCAAGUAGAAAUGGUGGAAUAUUUAUUGCGGAAAAAUGCAAAAGUUAACAGCAAUCGUGAUGUUCUGUCACCUCUUCAGAUUGCCGCCAUGAACGACAACACGAUAAUUUUCGAAUUGCUUCUGGAACACGGGGCUACAAUAAGUUAUAACAAUAUUUAUAAGAAUAAGUCACCAAUUAAGUUAGCAGUUGAGCACAGCAAUGUUGACAUCGCAAGACUUAUCGUUGAGCACAAAAAUUUUGGAAAAAAAUAUGAUCAGUUUUUACUGCAUACUGCUGUCAAGAAUGACAGCUUCCCAAUGGUCACAUUUUUAUUAGAAAUUGGAAUGGAUGUCAAUGAAUAUGAUGACGACAGAUCAGCUCCAAUUCAUCACGCAUUAAUGGCCCGCAACAAUGAUAUUUUGCAAUUAUUAUUGAAUUAUGGAGCAGAUGUUGAUGCUAAAAAUAAAUAUGGAGAUACUCCAGUUUGUUUGGUUCUAAUGCAACCGGAUAGCAGAUAUUUCGCAAGUUCUGAUUUCUUUGAACUGUCUAUCCUUGGCAAUACACAGAAUAAAAGUAAAUUGGAUAUUCUCCUUGAUAAUGAUGCAGACAUAAAUGCUCAGGAUAUCAGUAAAUAUUUCCCACCUAUUCCUCGUCAUCUUCGCAUGCAUUUUCCUGCUCAUGGUCGUGUUGAAUACAGUACUUCGACAAACAAAAAACGCAUUAUUAAACAUAUUGUAAAAUUAAGAAGUCGAAAUGUACCUCUAUCUAAUGACAAUCUUAUAUUAUUGUCUUCUCUUCUUGAAGACAAACUGAUUGAAGAUUAUGAACAAAUAUGUGAGCAAGAAAUUUCGAGAGCAAUGAUAGAAAAAUUACCAAACUCGAGUAUUUCAUUUCAUAAUAUUUUAAGCAAAAAUUAUAAUUUUUUAGCUGCGUGUGCAAAAAAUAGAACUCUUCAGACGAUCCUAUUAUCGACUGAAAUUUCAAAUCGAUUUCCGAUUUAUGGAUCGGUUAUGAAACUUCGGUUUACGAAAGGACUAGUAAGGAAAAAUUUUUUAGAUAAAAGUACUCAAGUUUUUCAUAAUAUUUUUCCCGUUGCGUCUAAAUUGUUGAUUGAUGCCGUCGAUGAUGUAUUUAAAUGUUUAGAUAAUAAUGAUUUACGACAUUUUUUGCGCAUGUUCCAGCAAGAUAAUUAA
This is a messenger RNA of Microplitis mediator, 1272 nucleotides long. Its product is annotated as poly [ADP-ribose] polymerase tankyrase-2-like. Gene Ontology annotation, molecular function: protein binding. Lineage: Eukaryota; Metazoa; Arthropoda; Insecta; Hymenoptera; Braconidae. Bases 1 to 1272 code for a protein of 423 amino acids. The transcript has a single exon. The record is from RefSeq and is a predicted model, not a curated record.